Molecule: messenger RNA, 926 nt
Organism: Tribolium castaneum (red flour beetle)
Lineage: Eukaryota; Metazoa; Arthropoda; Insecta; Coleoptera; Tenebrionidae
Exons: 4
Coding region: 94-831 (245 amino acids)
Biological process (GO): RNA (guanine-N7)-methylation; tRNA methylation
Cellular component (GO): tRNA methyltransferase complex
Molecular function (GO): tRNA (guanine(46)-N7)-methyltransferase activity
Source: RefSeq, a predicted model, not a curated record
UGGCAACUUUGCCUUGAACGUCAACGUCAACUGUCACAAAAUGUAAACAUAACCCAACAAAAAAACGUGUCAAAAAAAUUCAUUUUCGUAAUAAUGUCUACGAUUCCGAUGGCCUUGCCCCAAAAGCGCUACUACAGGCAAAGGGCGCAUUCAAACCCCAUCGCAGACCAUUGUUUCGACUACCCCCGGACCCCCGAUGAUAUGGACUGGUGUGCCUAUUACCCCGAAUUGGUCAACAAGGACCAAGGCAGUAACCCUGUGGUUGAGUUUGCUGAUAUUGGUUGCGGCUAUGGGGGCUUACUAACCACCCUGUCGCCACUUUUCCCUAAAACGCUCAUGCUAGGGAUGGAAAUUAGGGUGAAAGUGUCCGACUAUGUGAUGGACAGGAUAGCGGCGUUAAGGUCGCAAAAUCCGGGCCAGUACCAAAAUAUAGCAUGUUUGAGGAGUAACGCCAUGAAGUAUUUGCCAAAUUACUUCAAGAAGGGGCAAUUGAAAAAAAUGUUUUUCUUGUAUCCCGACCCACACUUUAAAAAAUCGAAGCAUAAGUGGCGCAUUAUUAAUCAGUCGUUACUGGCUGAGUACGCCUACGUGUUGGCCGUUGGAGGGAUAGUUUACACGGUAACAGAUGUUAAGGAACUUCACGAGUGGAUGAAACAACAUUUUAACGAACAUCCUUUAUUUGAACAAAUCCCUGAUGAGGAAUUGAAACGUGACCCAGUAGUGGACAAGUUAUUUGAUAGCUCUGAAGAAGGGCAGAAAGUGACGCGAAACGAGGGCGACAAGUUCUUAGCUGUUUUUCGGCGAAUCGAAGAUAAUUAUUGUAAACAAUAAAAAACGAAAUAAAGUGGUCCAUGACUUUGAAAUUAAGUUGGAAUUACAGUGGGGCCAACUUAAUUUCAAAUCACAGGUCAUGUGGUACGAACCCA